CAUCUAACCCACAACAUGUGUUCUCCUCCGGCAGCCAAGAAGUUUGCAGAGAUGCAGCCCAAGAAGGAGUCUGCUCCGGCCAAGAAGGAGAAGCCAGCGAAGGAGAACGCCAAGCCGCAGGAGAAGAAGAAGAAGGAGGAGAAGAAGGCGGCCCCCGCUGCCGACGAGGAGAUGGACGAGUGUGAAGCCGCACUCGCCGCAGAGCCCAAGAGCAAGGACCCCUUCGCCCACCUCCCCAAAAGCUCGUUUGUCAUGGACGAGUGCAAGAGGAAGUACUCCAACGAGGACACCCUGACCGUCGCCCUACCCCACUUCUGGGAGAACUUCGACCCUGAGGGCUACUCCAUCUGGUACUGUGAGUACAAGUACCCCCAGGAGCUCACCCAGACCUUCAUGAGCUGCAACCUCAUCUCAGGAAUGUUCCAGCGUCUGGACCGGCUCAGGAAGAACGCCUUUGCCAGCGUUAUCCUGUUCGGCACCAACAACGACAGCUGCAUCUCAGGCAUCUGGGUGUUCAGAGGCCAGGAGCUGGUGUUCCCUCUCUCGGAGGACUGGCAGAUCGACUACGAGUCGUACAACUGGCGCAAGCUGGACCCCAGCAGCACCGAGUGCAAGACCAUGGUGAAGGAGUACCUGGCCUGGGAGGGCGAGUUCAAGCACGUGGGCAAGCCCUUCAAUGAGGGCAAGGUCUUCAAGUGAGAGGAGGGACAGUCGGCUGACGGAGCACUGGAACCCUAAAGGAAAACACGGACUUCAGUCACUUUGUACUUAUUAAACGGGAAGAAAAAGAAAUUGGAGCGUCGGCUUAAUGUAACGACAACUAAGAUCGAUUUGCGUUGCCCCCCCUUACUGCUCAGUGGCUUUGAGUGAAUAAAGCAUUUUACCCCAAUUUCA
Messenger RNA from Gadus macrocephalus (Pacific cod), 894 nucleotides. RefSeq names its product elongation factor 1-gamma-like. Gene Ontology annotation, biological process: translational elongation. The transcript is spliced from 4 exons. Gene Ontology annotation, cellular component: cytoplasm; nucleus. Bases 16 to 699 code for a protein of 227 amino acids. Gene Ontology annotation, molecular function: translation elongation factor activity. The record is from RefSeq and is a predicted model, not a curated record. Lineage: Eukaryota; Metazoa; Chordata; Actinopteri; Gadiformes; Gadidae.